UUAUAUAGGCAAAGCGUAGGGUCAUUUUAAUUACUAGUAAUGCCUAAACAAAAAUCCUGAAAUACAUGUAGCCAUACGGUUUCAAAAGACUUAGUCUUAAAUGUUAUGAGUUUAAAUACACAUAUUUGCACAUUCUAUGAUAAGAAUACAUACAAAAAGUGUUGUACUGGAUCAGUUAGGAAAAACAACACGACGUUCAGCAGUGAUGUACAAGAUAUAUCACACAUGUUUAGGAAUGCGUGUGUAUGUGUGAGGCAACAAACAAGACGGCGGUAACCCAUAGUUACAUAGGAUCGGAUAAGCCAGCCGACUACUUUCUCUCAGAUGACUUGAUGUUCACAUAUUUGAUGGGCAAUAUGGCUACACAAGAAGCUGGAAAAGAAUAUUCUUCUGACAUUUGUCAAGCACAAGAAGCUGUCCUACCGAGAGAGGUACCGCAUGUGUCUGCUGAACCUAAUCAAAAAGUAGAAGAAAGACGGGUUAUUCUUGUUGGCAAACUUGGAGCAGGCAAAAGCCACAGUGGAAAUGGAAUUUUGGGUACUGAACAAUUUCAGAGUGAACAGUGUUGGUCGUCUGUGACACGGAGAUGUGAUUACGGUACGGCCGUCAGGAAUGGAAUUAGAUAUCGAGUUUUUGAUACACCUGGCGUUAACUCCCCUGAGGACAUCAGAGAUGGAAUUGACGUAGAAACGGAAAUUCGUCGAUGUCUAUUUUGUACGUCUCCGGGUUUCCAUGCCAUUGUUCUCGUUCUGUCGGCGACUGAGAGGAUCGCAAGAGAAGACCUAGAAAUGCUUAAAAAUCUUGACACUAUGUUAGGUGAAAGUUCGUUUAAGUAUAUGAUCCUUGUGAUCACCAAGUUACAAAAUGACGAAUCUCGCUUGAACGAGAUGAUUGCAAGGGCUCCGGAAGUUGCGAAACUGAAUGUUAAAUGCGAGGCAAGACGAGUUAUAUUUGGUAAAGAUGAGAAAGAAAUACCACCUGAAUGUCUGCAAAAGUUUGAUGAAGUGUUAACGAAACUGAUUAAACAGAAUAAAAGAUACGGUAAAGAGUAUUAUAGACAUAAGUAUUACGAUCAAGCAACUGCAAUACUGAAGCUAGAUAAGGACGACUACAAGAAAAAGCAUCCAGAAAUAUCCGAUAGUGAGGCUUUUGAAAUAGUUAGAAACGAGGCAGCGAUUGGUCUUUCCCCACGGGAUAGCGAACUUCUAAAAAUUAAAGAUCAAGAUUGUCAAUGUGUUAUUUCCUAAAUACCCUUUUCAUUCUCUGUUUUGCAUAAA
Messenger RNA from Magallana angulata, 1277 nucleotides. RefSeq names its product GTPase IMAP family member 4-like. Lineage: Eukaryota; Metazoa; Mollusca; Bivalvia; Ostreida; Ostreidae. Gene Ontology annotation, molecular function: GTP binding. The coding region runs from base 246 to 1247 and encodes 333 amino acids. The record is from RefSeq and is a predicted model, not a curated record. The transcript is spliced from 3 exons.